AUGCCCAAGGAGCGGAGGCACCAGGGUUCUCCACCUGGUUUGGCGGCGCACCAGCAGUGUGACCUGGAAUCUGAUCUCACCGGAGCUACGUUCCUGGGCUGGGAGAGGAGCUUUCUGACUGCUGCAGAGACCAUCACCCAGUCCUGCACCUUUACCGGAGGUGCGGAGAACUGCUCGGCGCGCACCGGGCUCGGGGGUGUUCACGGGCUUCGCUGCCUCCGCUGCGCGCAGGACAGGAGUCGCCGGAGGCCGGUGGUGGAUUUCCUCCCCGCAUCUCACCUGUCCGUCCAAAGUCAAAUUGCUCUUUUCCCCGCCCACGCGGGCGUGGCAGCUGAUAUCCGGCCGCUGGGCGUCGCCGCGCCCCCGGGGGCCCCCGCCCUGCAGCUAUCUCCGCGGCCCACCCGGCGGCGCCUCCCUGCAGGGCUGCUCCCGCGCCCAAACCGCCGCGGCGCGAUGUGGAGCCAGCCCCGCAAAGCUGCAUCCACCCCCGAGGACCAGCCCCUCGAAGGCAAGCCCAGGACCUCCCCGGGCGGCUGCAGCCGUGAGCCACCCCUGUUCUGUGAAACACACACUCUGCCGUUUCAGGCCGCAUUUGCCCGUUGCCAUGGGCGUUUUCUAUGUUGACACAAGCAGGGACACGGAAUCCCUGACUUUGAGUUGCAGAUCGUGGGUGUUGGCGUCUCCGCUACGUUACCAGGAAGGACGGAAGGGGCUUCAGCCUCCAUUCUCACUUUCCUUCUCAAGGAGUUGGCUAAGCAUCAGGAGUUUUCUCUUAGGCUUCUCUCAGGUCCCCUUUCCCUGAGAGGUGAAAAGUUUCUCAGAAAGGUGAGCAGCUUUCUCUUUAUUCCCAGGGACCACUUCACACACCCCUUUUUCGCCUCCAGAGUAGAUGGAACCGUGGAACCAUGGAAUCCUGCCCUCUGGUUGUGUCUGUCAUCUCCUACUGGGACCAGAGCCACAAAAGCCACAAAAGACCCAACUCUCCAGCGUGCAGGCAUCCCAACUAGAGGAAGCAAGGAGGCAGAGACCAAGAGGACAUCAAGAGGCGUUUGAACCCGCAGAGAGGGCCUGGGAACACAAUGCUGAGCGUAGGUCCAACCACUGCUUCUCAGUGGGGUGGGAGAGUGGCGUGGGGAGAGUUGUGGGCAUUUAGGGUAGGACAGUGCCCCCCACCCCGCUUGGGAUUGGGCCGCAUUGCAUCAUCACUGUAACAGCACUAGCUGCCCCCGCCCCCACAACCCCUAUGUAUGAAAUGCAAGUAGCACCUCCCCAUCUUUGUGACAACCCAAAAUGCCACCUCCUGUGCCCAAGCACUCUCUAGUGAGGUGUUUCAUUAGGUUGAAAACCACUGUUAGAUCAUUCCUAAAAUAUAUCUCAAAAGACAUCAAUUAGUUCUUCAGAUAUAAGUAGGUGUUAUAUGAAAAGAGUAGCAUGCUGAUAUCAGUAUCAUGCUGGGUUUGGGAGAUGGUGGGUUAAAAAGUGGAACGGGAUUUACUUACAGGACUUCUCAGAACCUUUAAUAUAUAUAAAUAUAUGUUUUGAAUCACCAAGAGAGAGAUGGACUAUGCAGAUCCCCAAAUUUAAUUGGCCCUGGAAUUCUUUCUUUGUGGGACCCUUUUGGGUGGAACCCACCUUAGAUACCUCUGAACUACAUUUUGUCGUCCCGGGCACUCUCUGGGGACUUCUGUGUCCUUCCCGGUGUGAAGUGCAGGAGUGAGCAGUCAAAAGGCCCUUAUGUUUUUACUGAAUUGAAACACCUAGAAUGUGUGAAGAUACCAGGAAGGAGGCCAGAGCUUCAGGAAACCGCUGCAAAGAUGACCUCACAAAGAAACCAUUGUGGCAGGGCUCCUGGAGCACUCAAGUUGAUGUGACGUGUCCUGCUCCUGAGAGCACGCAACCCUGAUGGCGCCUUGAGCUUGCAUGGCUCAGGGAAAGGAAAAUAGCCCGGGUGUUUGGAAGAGAAGUAUGUGUGGAUGGAAUUAUUCAAAUGCUGAUGGAUGGAUUGGUUCUCCUCUCCUGCUGGCCCAGCAGCCUCUGCGUGGAAGGCUUUGCCCAGGAGAUGGGUCACAACAGCUCUGGUGAGACGCUGGAAACAUAAGCCCAGGCAGAUAUAAUGGCAGUGAGUCACAGUAAACCAACAACUAUCAGGUGCUCAGGAGGGAAGCUGAAGCCAGGGGACUCGCUGUGCUGAGCUAAGCGAGGAGCAGGACUCUCCUGUUGUGCAAAACACAAAGAGCAGAGUGUUCAAGUCCAAGGAUCAGGUUCCUCCAAAUGGAAGCCCAAGCUGUAAACGCUGAGCUCCAGGGCUGGCGAUACAAUCACCUGCCUCUGCCCAUGCAGGAGGGUACCACCCAAACAUACCCGUUUCUCCCGGGGCAUGGGCAGGGGCCAGGGGAGACAGGGCCCUACCAAUUCCCCUGUAAAACUGGGUGAGCAGCCCAGCGCCCGUCAGAGCCGAAGCACCUCACCUGCACCCCCGCCCCCGCCCCGCCCAGCCUUGUAAUCUGGGCUCUGCUCGCCAUGUGCUCUGUGCUAGUGAAACUGCCCUCAGAGCAGAAAUAAACUGUUGGCUGUUAAGUUUUUCCAGACUAACCGGACUAGCCAAUGCCUGAGGCUCUGUGUUCAAGAUAAAAAUGCCUAAGAAAGAAAAGAAAAGUGCAGGUAGGCAGUCCCCACUUCUCCAGGGCUGGUGGGCUCUGAGGAUCCUGCCUCAGCCUGCUGAACAGCCCAGAGUGGCUUUAAAAAAAAAAAAAAAAAGAGCCUGAACAACCUUUUUUUGCACAUGGGUCACAGUCAAGCUUCUUAAACUUGGAUGACAGUAAACCUAUGACUAACUGGAUAAUGAAAGCCACAAGUCUGGAGGCCUGGGCAGGGCUCUGCUCUGGAAUCUCCAGUGGCCUGUUCCGUAGGCCAGCGUCCCUGGUCCUCCCCAUAGCAGAAAUGGUUUCGUGAGUUGGAAACUCUCUGUGGUGACCUCUACAUCUUCUCAAGGUCGGUUAUCCACUUGUCCGUGGCUUCAUGCCCCCAUCCCACAUCCCUGUCCACUGCGUGGAAGGAGGAAAUCUAACCCACCCGCCGCAGUGCCCCCACACUCCCCACCCUGCCCCAACAGGAACAUGACAGAAGGUUUCCAACUAAAACCAAAGUUACUCAGCAAAGCUUCCUGCCAGGCAGCCGUGCUGGAGGGCGCAGCGUGCCUCUGUCUGCUCUUUCUGUUCUGUGAAACUUCUCUGCUGCAAGCACUUGAGAGCCUCUUGGCUUCCUGGGGAGAGUGGACUGAACUUCAAAGCAGACACCGCUGCAGCUAAGAAGCCCCUGGGUUGCUUCAAAGAUUCUGUCUCCUCCCAGUCUGAAGCUUCUGGUGAAUGUUUCUCCCUCAUUUCUGAAACAACAGAUAGAGCUGUUGAAGUUUACAACGUCCCCCAAGGCAUUUCUGUGUUUCUGCCUUUAAUCUAGGGCCCAAGUGACCACCCACAAGAAUGCCCCGAACCCUGACUGCCUCAGGAUGCGUCCUGCAGUUUACAUUCCCGUGGUGCCUCUGCCUUCACCUCACCCUGGUGCCCCCGCCUCCACUUCAGCCGUCUGUCUGGCCACCCCGCCCCCUCCCUUCUCUCCAUCAUACCAAAAAGUGCCCUCGUCCUCUGACGGUGGAAGAGGGGAUUCAGUUAGGAGUCGGAAUGACCUAUGUGAUUUUUGUACACUAUUCCAGAAUAGGUGUGUGGUUGCUUUAAAAAUAAAAAGAAAUGUGUCUUCCAAAUCUUUGAAGCCCUUUGAUUUCAGGAAGCCGUGGACCAUGUUUAGCCUGUGGCUCUGUGUGCCCCUUGGCUGCUGCUGCUUACUCCUGAGUGUGAAGCUGCUAACAUAAGAAACAAGAGGGACAUGGAUGAAAUUGGAAAUCAUCAUUCUCAGUAAACUAUCGCAAGAACAAAAAACCAAACACCGCAUAUUCUCACUCAUAGGCGGGAAUUGAACAAUGAGAACACAUGGACACAGGA
This is a messenger RNA of Pongo pygmaeus (Bornean orangutan), 3995 nucleotides long. RefSeq lists its product as uncharacterized. Lineage: Eukaryota; Metazoa; Chordata; Mammalia; Primates; Hominidae. The coding region runs from base 1 to 624 and encodes 207 amino acids. The record is from RefSeq and is a predicted model, not a curated record. The transcript is spliced from 2 exons.